Monomorium pharaonis (pharaoh ant) is the source of this 540-nucleotide messenger RNA. RefSeq lists its product as uncharacterized. The transcript has 2 exons. The record is from RefSeq and is a predicted model, not a curated record. The coding region runs from base 34 to 504 and encodes 156 amino acids. Lineage: Eukaryota; Metazoa; Arthropoda; Insecta; Hymenoptera; Formicidae.
AUUGCAGACUGGAAUAUAGCAUUUUCAUUAUACAUGACCUCUCCAGGGGAUUUUAAAUCUAAAAACUACCCUCAUAAGAUAAUAAGCCUUGGGUCUUGGUUAAAAGAAAGGUUUGAAAUGAGUUACGUAGACAAACUCAGAGACGAAAGAUUAUUUGCUACUAAAACUAUGAACGCUAACUGCAGUCAGUAUUAUGAUCUCGUUAAAAAACUAUCAUCGUUGUCUGGUCAAUGGCCUUAUCAAAAACCAAUAACGAGAUUAUUUUGUAUGAUCUUGAUGACUUUGAGCACAAUGUCUAUGAUUAUUCCACAGAUAGCUAAAUUUGUUAUGUGCAAUGGAAACUUACAAUGUAUCUUUCAAACUAUGUCGGCCUAUAUGUUGACAACGAUAACAUUGGUGAAGCUGUAUACUUGUUACUUUAACCGAUGCAAAGUAUGUAAAUUUGUUCAUUUUUGGGUAAUGUUUGAAUUAUAUUACAUAUACUCCAGAGAAUAUAUAACUUAAAUCUUAAUGUUUGUGUAUGUGUGUGUGGGUGUGUGU